GAUAAUGGAACAAUGGAGUUGCCGGUCAUUGAUUUGAGCAAGUUCCUUCAAGAAAACUUGUCGACUUGUGAACAGGAUUGUCGUACACUUGCAAAUGUAUUGAGACAAUAUGGUGCUGCAGCUAUUUAUGAUCCACGCGUGAAACAGGAAGACAGUGAACGAUUCUUAGAUAUGAUGGAAAAGUAUUUUGAACAACCAACAGAGAUCAAGUUGGAGGAUGCUAGACCACAAUUAUAUUACCAAGUGGGUGUUACACCUGAAUUUACGGAACAGCCAAGAGACAAUUCGGAAUAUGCAAGUCAGCUAUUACCAGAACAUAAACCUACAGCUUUUAAAGGCAAAGACUGUAAAUGGCGUUUUCAGUGGAGAAUCGGUGAGAGAGCAGAAAGUAGUAAAUAUCCAGAACUAGUGGCUGAGCCAGUAGUUCCUCGAGGCUUUCCAGACUGGCCAGCUAUCAUGAACGAAUGGGGUGAGAAGUUGCUCUGUACAGGAUUUACUAUUGCAGAAAUGUUAGCAAUUGGACUGGAGUUACCUCGUGAAUCCUUUCUUCGAUUACUAACAAAGGGUUCUCAUUUAUUGGCACCUACAGGAGUUGAUGUAGAUAAAUAUGAAAAGGGUCAUGUCGUUGCUGGUUUUCACUAUGAUUUGAAUUUUCUUACUUUACAUGGCAAAGCACGUUAUCCAGGACUCUUCAUUUGGACUCGUGAAGGUAUUCGUAUUCCUUGUAAAGUCCCUGAUGGUUGUCUAUUGAUUCAAGUUGGAGCACAAUUGGAGUAUUUGACUGCAGGUUAUUUAGAGAAAGGCUUCCAUGAAGUUGUCAUCACAGAAGAAGUGAAACAAAAGGCCAAAGAAAGGAACCAGAAAAGUCAUUGGAGAGUUUCAUCCACUUUAUUUGUUCAUGUGGAAGCUGAUGCUAUAUUAGAACCUUUAGGACAUUUUCACAACUUCGUCAAGCACUAUCAUCCCAAAGAGGCUGGAGCUCAAGUAGCUCAAGAACUAAAUGCCAUUCAGUUGGCCCAAAGUAUUUGAGAUAUGCAAAGUAGUCAGUCAGUUUAUCGCUUCUCACAAGUAUGUUUUAUAAAGUCUAAAAGUAUUGUGGACGACUGUUUGCAGCACCCUUUGCUUUUGGAUAUGGUUUCAGGGAAACUAUCGUCCCAGUUGUUUCAGUAAAGGAAUAUUUUGUGUUUACUUGCAAAAGUUUGAUUCACUCUUAUAGACAAUUUUCAAG
Molecule: messenger RNA, 1228 nt
Organism: Galdieria sulphuraria
Lineage: Eukaryota; Rhodophyta; Bangiophyceae; Galdieriales; Galdieriaceae
Exons: 2
Coding region: 13-1029 (338 amino acids)
Source: RefSeq, a predicted model, not a curated record